UGUACAUCAACGAUAGGUGUCGUGCAUUGUUUACAUCGAGGCGGCCAUAUUCAAGAAAACGAAAACAUCCGGCAAAAUUCUUCUGACACAUAAAGAACAAAAUGACAAAAUCAAUGACAACACAUUAUUUUGUCAAGUGAAAACUUAAAGUUGUUGUUGAAUAACCUACCACAGACAUGGCAUCAAAAUCUCGAAGAUUAAAUGAAGAAGAUCGUUGCAUUGUGACUCAGGCAAACACACUUUUAGAGCAGCUAAGCAUAUUUACUCCUAUCAGUUGUGUGGAAGAUCUCGGUGUCACGACAUAUGUGUCCUUGUUUGAAGGACUUCGUGGGGAGCACCUUGCAGGCAUUGUGCGGAACCCAAUAACCAAGGAGGAUGAAAUACAGAAUUGUCAGAUUGUAAUAAACACUCUGGCCAAUGACGUCCUCCACACGUCACUGUCACAUAUCUCUGGCCGACAGGUGGUAGAGCAUGACCGAGAGUCCAUCUUCCAUCUCCUGGAGAUCUUCAGUGGCCUCUUAGAGUAUAUACUCAACAAAAUUGAAAGUGAUGCAUCCACAGACAACGAUGGUGAAGAAGAUGUGGAUGAUCCAGAUGCUGUAGAGCCAGAUGUGAUAGAUGAAAUACUUGAGCGUGAACUACAGAGGGGUCCACACGAUCCUCUGUCUCCUGAGGGAAGGAGAAAGACAGAUCUAUCCUCUGUGUAUUGGGAUGACAGCCCAGAGAUAGCAAGGCACCCUAGAAAUUCACUUCAGGAUAGAAGCCAUAGGCUGGGUCAGGAUAGCUCUGCUGGUAUACAAGAUUCCACAGUCAGCUCUGGAAAAUUUGACAGUACUGAGGAUUUGAUACGACGAGGCGAGGCAUUGAUUAGACGUUCACAUCCAGCGGAGGAAUCGCAUUCAAUUGAGGAGAGUUUCCUGAAGAACAGACCUACAUUGCAGGCCCUUCUGAACAGUAAACCAGAGAGGCUACAGUCCCGUGAACCAACUGUCCCUGAUACCACUCCAGAGGAUGUGAUGAAGUCGGACCCUAACUACGCCGCUCAGUCCACAGACACACUACUGGAUCAUUAUAGUGAUCUGUACAAUACCAAGUACAAUGUUAACAAGGACCAACAUGGUCACAGACAAGCUAACGUUGAUCCCUACAACAAUCUACGCUACAUGGUAGAGGAGACAGCAGCCAUGGCACGGGAUGCUGUAGGGGUCUCGCCCAACCGUGCUCGCACCAUGCUACAGAGUAUGGAUAACAGCUACAACAAACAGACUAGUCCAGUACGACAUAGAGACAGAAGUCCAAAUAGGAAAAAAAAGAGUCCUGUAAGACAGACUGGCAGUAUUGAAGAUCUCCACUCUGAUACAGAGUUAACACCAAGCAAAGCCAAACGGAAAGUUUCAUUUUUGACAGACCGAUCUACAACAGAUUCCAGUCCUAGCUUCCUUAAAUCUAGUCCACAUAAAUCACCACCUCGUAAAGCAUGGCAGGAGAGAGAUGUGCGGUUCGAGCCAUCACCCACAAAACAGAUGGGAAGAGGGAGGGGUGUGACUCGUCCCUGUCGGGUCACGGAGGACUACGGUAGCUACCUUGCCGAUAUUGAUGCUCAGGAGGAAAAGGAGAACACAUCAGCUUAUGAUAACUACCUCAAGAAACAGUUUCACGAGAUCGUUGAUGAGGUGUUGAGUGAUGAAGAAAUUCUUCCCCAGAGGUAUAAGUCCCGGUCAGACCAACGGAGAGUCAGAACUGACCGUGUCCCAGACAAGUCCAAAGGCACUUACAGUGUAACAGAUACACACAAGCUCAUGGAGAAAGAAAGACAGGCUGGCAAGAAAAAAGUAGAUUUUCUACACAAGAUUUAUCAGGAGGACUUUGAUGAACUGAAAUAUGAGGCCAAGCAUGAACUGAGGAAGGAGAGGAAGGUUGCCAAAGAUACAGAAACAGAUUACAAGAAGAAAGUUUUAUCUGGUCCGAAAAAAACUGUUAAACCUAAAGACUCGGUGGCUGCCAGAAAGAAACCCACAGUUAGUACUAAAGCCAAGAAACGGUCACCAAGUGGGCUAAUACCUGCUGGAAAACCAAAGUUAACAAUCAAGGAUGACGAUGACAUUUUACCACUACUUCUGAAAGAAUUUCCACAUCUUCACUUGUCUCUACACACCUGGCAUGAACUGUGGCGCAAAGGUAUCAACCAAAUCGAGCAGGUUACUCGUGCCAAUCAGGAAGUCAGACGCAAAAAGUCACGGGCCAAAUCAGAGCUUGAGGAGGCUGAAAAGAGACAGCAGAUUAUGGUGAACAUUAUGAAAAAGGAGCUAGAACACCAACAAAGAAUGAAAGAGAUCAAAGAAAGGCAGACCCAGGGAGUGGCAGCUAAAAAUAGGAUACAUGAGAAACGAACACAGUCCGCAAAAACAAGACAGUAUUAUGACGAGUACCAAGUACGCAUGCGCUCCAAGAUGUUGAAAAGACGUACAAAAGAGGAGAUGGUAUUUAAGAAACUAUUCAAAGAUGGUCUGGAUAUACAGAAGGACAGAGUGAAGGAUCUGAGGAAGUAUGCCAAAGAACAGAGGGACAGCCAGGCCAAAAUACAGAGGAACGAAGUGGAGUCAAUGGAAAACUACUACCGUGACCAGUUUGACAUGCUUGCAGAAUCUGUUACCAAGCAACGUAAAGAAACACAGACCAGGGAAAAGGCUCAACAGAAGGUGCUAGAACAGAUGAAGAAGGAACUACGCCGGAAGAUGGAAAAGGAGAUCAAGGAUUUACAAGAUCAGCUGUGUCGAGAUGAUGAUGAUGCCUACUUCAGACAACUGGAUGCUGAUAGGGUUAUCAAAGACUUACGUAUCGCCAAGUACCAUGUUGGUGUAUAGCAGAAAUAAACUCUGGUGUUGUUUAUAGCAUAUGAAAGUGUUAACUGGUAACUUCAACAAGAAACUGCUGGUUUGCAGUGUCCUGUGAAAAACUGUGAUAUUAUAAUAAUUAAAUAAAACACACUUCUUAUAUAAAGCCGUCUUGGAUUAAAAUGUACUUAUGUAGACUUUAUUUAGACAAAUUCAAUAGGUUUUUCUUUUAUAUAAAGGAGAUAGUUAGACUGAUCAUGUUUUCCUAGUUGAUUUUUCAGUUCAAUGUAUAAUUUUUAGGUUUCAUUUAUGUGUGAACAUGUGUUUUCUGUCUCCUGGUGAUGUGUUCCAAAUGUGUUGUGUCUGACAGCUUGGGAGAAUGUAAAUGGAUGAUUGCCUGAGAAGUUGUCAGCUGAACUACUGAAACUUAGCUGUAAGAUAUUGUACGAGGAUGUGAGAAAAUAAAUUUAGAUUACUGUAAGGUUAUGUAGUGUGUAAAUUUCAUAUAGUAUUUAUUUCAUCAAAUUUCCCUGAAAUUAUGUAACUUUGAAAACUUCAAUAAGUGGUGAAAACUCUUCAUCAAAUGUGUAAUUAUUCACAAUUUCAAAAUAUUUCAAUUCAAAAAUUGAAAUUUGAGGUGAAUUAAUGUAAAAUAUACCUGUACAUUGGAAAGGGGUCAAUCUAGUAUAACUGGCAUUUUAAAUAUUCCUAAACGUUUUCUGAAAAGGGGUUAAUGCAUUCAUUGAAAUACAUUUUUACAUAUUGUUUUAAUUUGUCACUCUGAAAAUAAUGACAUAUUGUAUAUUCAAUAUUUUUUAUUUUUCUACAGUAGUUUCUUUUCUGGCAAGUCCAACCUGGUAGUAAUUUCAUAUCAUAAAAUUUUGAAAAUUAUUUCCAAUUAUCUUGCAUUCUACAUAUAUGGCUAUAUUAUUUUCAUUAAGAUAUGGAGCUAUCUCCACAAUCCGUCCUUAUGUAUAUUUUUGUAUGGUAAAACACUGAUGAAACUCUGGUGUAUACUUGUGUUCCUGUUUUAUGUCUACAGUAUAAGGAGAUCAUGAUUGAAGGAUGUAGUCAAACUCAAACGACUGAAGGGUUCAGAUGAAGUUUGGCACAACCUGUUUCAUUAUACAUGUAUCUGUUUAUAGGUAUUUGUAGAAAAUUAAUUUCAUGUGCUCAGUUUAUUGCAACAUUGCAUUACAAACCAUAACUGAUCUAGAGUACAAAAAAUUAAAGAGGUCAGUCAUCUAGUAAAACAUAUAUCUAAAUUUAGUACUGUAUAAGUACUACACACAGAUCUGAGUAACUUAAUUGGAUUUGUCAAUAAAAUAAUGAAAUAUUAGUAA
This is a messenger RNA of Pecten maximus, 4177 nucleotides long. Its product is annotated as centrosomal protein of 95 kDa-like. Lineage: Eukaryota; Metazoa; Mollusca; Bivalvia; Pectinida; Pectinidae. The transcript has 22 exons. The record is from RefSeq and is a predicted model, not a curated record. Gene Ontology annotation, cellular component: spindle pole; centrosome. Bases 177 to 2864 code for a protein of 895 amino acids.